Messenger RNA from Xenia sp. Carnegie-2017, 992 nucleotides. RefSeq lists its product as uncharacterized. The transcript is spliced from 5 exons. Lineage: Eukaryota; Metazoa; Cnidaria; Anthozoa; Malacalcyonacea; Xeniidae. The record is from RefSeq and is a predicted model, not a curated record. Bases 621 to 992 code for a protein of 123 amino acids.
UACGUAGUAGAUCCUCACAAAUUGCUGACGUGUAAUCACUUGCCAAGUGUAAAAGAUGCUCUACUCCUGAUGUUGAAACUUGAAAAUUGCAAUCUGUGUCCAGCAAAAGUGAUGCAAAAAAUCGGGUUGUAUUACUAUAUUACAAAACUGGAGGAGGCAGUGUUAUUAAAAUUGGCCAUAGCAUUGGCAAAACUAGCGUUGGGAAAGAAAAUAAUGGAGGAAUUGAUCUCUGAAGUAAUGACUGAUACCGAGGAUGAAUUGCAAAAACCUAAUAAUUUGCUGCAAUGUGGUGAAGAACUUUCUGUAUUAAAAAAAGAGAAACUUUUAGAUACAAUAUUCAAUAAAACAAGUUUGGAUGGACGGCUUUCGUUGAAGUAUGCGAAAAUUGCUUUUGAAAGUUGUAGUUGUGAAGCAGGAAUUUUACUUUAUCGCAUUGAUGAAAAGACUUAUUGUGCGAAUCUAAUAAGGGAUGAAAAUGGUAACGUGAAAAUUCACGACGCAACAAACGGUGGAGAUGAGCUUGUACAGUAUGAAAAUAUUCGUGAGAUGCAGGUCGUUGUUUUGGCUAAAAAGCCGGUAAAGCUGUCAUCGUUGAAAAUGGGCAGACUGCUCCUUGAUUUAUGCAAAAAGAACUUGAUGACAGUCAUGCAAGUAAUAUGAUGCGUGUUAAAAAGAAUAGAGACACAAAUGGAGAAGAAGCAAGACCUGCAAAGACACCGUUAGAAAUGUCUGAAUGUUGUGAGCACUCAGUUUGUGCGACAAAUAUGACAAACAAGUAUUUGCAGUUGACCGAAAGGAUAAAACCAGUGGCUGUUGAUAGUGAAGGAAGCACAAUCUCUCAGUCCUGGAAUCAUAUUCCAAACACACUUAAUGAAGGAGCAGACAACCAAGUCGAUGAUUUGAAUGCAGGCAAAGAUUAUGCGGAUAGUGAGACUGUUGUUUCAAUACAUGAACUUGCAAAUUUGUCACGAAGACCACAUUCCAAAAAAUGA